AUGCCUUUCCCAGUACUUUUCAUCAACAAACAAGAUUCAUCAAUAUGGCUAAUAAUACGGAGCAAAAGUGGCAAAUAAUUGCAAAGAAAAAGAAGGAUGAACAAUACUCACGUCUGCCUACCGAAUGGCUGCUGAACAGCUCUCCAUCACCCGAUGUCAGGACAUACAUCGACAUACCGAGGAAGAGUGGAAUCUUGAGCCAGGAAGAACUCAGAAUCACAGAGGAGUUCGAUGCUACCGCGCUGGCCGAGGCUAUCAGAAGAAAAGAAUUGAAAUGCGUAGAUGUCACAAAAGCAUUUUGCAAGAGAGCUGCAAUUGCACACCAACUAACGAACUGUCUUACCGAAAUAUUGUUCGAUGAGGCUCUGUCCCGUGCCAAAGAACUAGAUGCACAUCUAGCUGCUGGAAAGUCCCCCUUAGGUCCGCUCCAUGGGGUACCCGUCUCGCUGAAAGACACGUUCAAAAUCAAAGGCUAUGACGCAUCUAUUGGUAUUGCGGCAUUAGCUUUCAAUCCAGCAACCGAGAACUCUGUACUCGUGGAUGCUCUUUUGAAAGCAGGUGCAGUCCUAUACUGCAAGACCAAUGUUCCGCAAACACUCAUGGCUCUCGAUUCCCAUAAUAACACUUUCGGCCGUACCCUUAACCCCUUUAACACGCUCGUCACGGCCGGUGGAAGCAGCGGUGGCGAGGGUGCAUUACUGGGUAUGAGAGGUUCUGUUCUGGGAGUGGGAACGGAUGUCGGGGGAUCAAUUCGAAUUCCUGCCAUGUGUAACGGCACGUUGGGCUUGAAGCCUAGCUGGCAACGUAUCUCGUAUGCCGGACAGGAAGGCGGUACGCUCCCGGCAAUCGCCAAACUUGGUAUUCCCGCGAGUGCAGGUCCGUUGGCCCACUCUGCGAGGGACAUCGAGCUCUUCUUUAAGGCGCUCGCCGAGCAGAAAUCCUGGGAGCAGGACCCGGAUGUUUUGCCAUCACCUUGGAACACGCUGUCUUCAACUUCGGGACGCAAACUUCGUAUUGGUGUCGUGAGGAGGGAUGGAGUGAUCGAGCCGCAUCCACCGAUCGCAAGACUUUUGGAUGAAGUUGCAUCGAAGAUGCGCCACGCGGGUAUUGAGGUAGUCGAGAUGGAUAUUACACCCAUCUUCUCCCAAUGCCAGUCACUGGCAAAUUCUCUCUUCGGCAUCGAGGGCGGGAAUGCAAUGUUCGAUCUCCUAGAAUCCGCCAACGAACCCCUUUCCCCGUGGCUUUCCACAAGAUUGCGACGCAAAGAGCCACUUUCGCUCGAGAAGGUGCGCCAACUUCACGCCAAAAAGACGGAACUACAAACAAAGUUCCUGAAGAUCUGGAAGGAUGCAACUGGCCAAGAAAUCGAUGCCUUGAUCACGCCUGUGGCUCCACAUCCAGUGCCACCAAUCGAUCGUUGGAAUGGCGUAAGCUACACAAGCAGCUUCGUCCUGCUAGACUAUCCUGCGGGCACAGUUCCGGUUAGGUUCUUCGAGCGAGCAGACAUGCAAGGCGAGCUUCCAAAUACAAAGCCGCUGGGUAGUUGGGACAAGGCAAAUCGCGAGCUAUGGAACAAUGUCGAUCGCGAAACAUAUCUGGGCACACCACUAUGCGUGCAAGUCGUGGCUCCCAAACUCGAAGAGCGAAAGCUAUGUGAGGCCAUGGCUGCCAUUGAAACUGCAAUCAAGGGUACUGGAAAGGGGCCAGCGUCGAAAUUGUAGAUGGAAUCAGCUCUCGGGAAAUAUAUGUAAAUAUUAAAAAGGGUAUCUUUAAGUAAGAAUUAAAUCAUUCAUCC
Messenger RNA from Aaosphaeria arxii CBS 175.79, 1795 nucleotides. RefSeq names its product amidase. The coding region runs from base 45 to 1721 and encodes 558 amino acids. Lineage: Eukaryota; Fungi; Ascomycota; Dothideomycetes; Pleosporales. The transcript has 3 exons. The record is from RefSeq and is a predicted model, not a curated record.